GAAGCGUCUGUUGGUCUGGCGCCACGUGAAGUAAUUUGGCAGCAAUGGCGCCCAGAGGCUUGCGGAAAACAAACGGAGCGGCAUGAUGUGUGUCUGUAGUAAUAGUGGACACUUGAUAACGAGUUUGUGCACGUGUGUGUGUGUGGUUUCCUGGUUUUGGAGUAUCUUUAAAUGCGUCCUCCAUUGGGUUCUGGGGUUCUGAAGCGCCCCGGAAAGCAGCAACAGUGCAACCAUCUUGCACCGGUCCCGUAUGAGAGAUGUGGCUAAUUGUUGUGUUCUUGUGUGCUAGUCUAAGGACGGUUCCGGUGUGGGCUGCUGUUGGUGAUCCGGAACGUUUGCCGAACUCUACCGUACCGCUGCAUUACGAUCUCUGGCUCGAAGUGUCCGGCUUAGGUAGGAAUGACUUCAGCUACCAGGGUAAGGUAUCGAUCCGGUUGGCGGUUGUAAGCGACACCGCUGUCGACGGUGUGGUGCUGCAUAACGUGGGUAAUCGUAUCGAGAAGACCGAACUGAAGAGAAUCUCCGAUGGUAAGCUGAUUGCGCAUCAACUGUCGCAAACCUCGGAGUUACUGAAGCUACGUACCGGCCGUCCACUAAAUCGACAAGCAGGCGAUGCUGAGCUCCUACUGACGCUAACAUUCAGUGGAUUGCUUGGGAAAGAGAAGAAAGGAUUCUAUCGAACGCAGUACCGAGGCCCGAAGCGUGUUCCGGUAACGGUCGCAACGACACACUUCCAGCCUUGCUACGCCCGGUACGCGUUCCCGUGCUUCGAUGAACCGGGAUUAAAAGCGACCUUCGCAAUAACGAUCGUAAGCAACCGCAACCAUCUGGUGGCAUCCAACACGGCCGUCGCAAAGGUUACGAAUCUCCCCGAUGAUCGUAAAGCGGUUCAGUUUGAGCGUACCGGACCGCUACAGAGCUAUCUGGUGGCUUUCCUCGUCACUACCUACGACACCAUUCACACCAGGAGUCCAUCCGGUGUACAGGUUGGUGUGCUGGCCCCACCCAAGGAUCCGAAAGCCCUUCAAUUUAGCCUACAGGCCGCAUCGGCUUUACUAACACGGCUCGAACGCUACACCUGUCAAUCGUUGGGUCUGAAAAAGCUAGAACACGUGGCCAUACCGCGCUUCGGCAAUGCCAUGGAGAACUGGGGACUGGUGGCAUACGAUGAGCAGUUUCUGGUGCUGGCCGGUCGGAAGGUACACCGGCAGCAACGCGUCCAGGCGGUCAUCACCAUCGGCCAUGAAACGGCCCAUCAGUUGUUUGGGAAUCUCGUUGGACCGGCUUGGUGGUCGUACCUGUGGUUAAGCGAAGGGUUUGCGACGUACUUCGAGAUGAUACUAGGGAGUGCCGAGUAUCCGGAUCUGGUACCGCUCGAGGAAAGCUUCGCCAUGCGCCACAUGCGACCGGCACUGCAAGCUGACGCAAUUCCGGGGGCUCAUGCCCUAACGGUGGAACCGUUGCCGGCCGAUACGGCCCAGAUCGAGGAACUGUUCGAUUCGCUCACGUACAGUAAGGCCGGUUGCGUGCUGCGUAUGAUCAACUGUACGAUCGGUGAGACCGCCUUCCGCUCUGGUGUACGACGGUAUUUGGAGACGCACCGUAAUGGGGUGGUUCAUCCGAAGGAUCUGUAUGCCAGCUUCACCCACGGGAAUGAGAGUCUACCCGCUGGUUGGCCUUCGGUCGAGGAGAUGUUUCGCAGCUGGACGGAUAAACCGGGCUAUCCGGUAGUAACGGUUGAGCGGUUGAACAUAUCCUACGUACGUCUUCGUCAGCAGCGUUAUCAGUUACAAGCGGAGCAACCGGACCAUACCUCCCGUUGGCUCAUCCCGAUCACCUACUUCACAAAUAGUAGCCGCGGAAAGUACGAGUAUCGCCCCGCUCUGUGGAUGCGUGAAACAGACCGCGAGCUUGUGGUUCGCCUCGAAAUGAAGCGUACCGAUGUGCUGAUCGUUAAUCCACGCCAGGUCGGCUUCUACCGUGUCGAGUACGUACAGCAGAGGGAUUGGCAGAAGAUGGUACCUAAACUGCGAUCGUUACCACCCGUCACACAGGCCAAACUGAUCGACGAUGCCUUUGUGCUGGCUCGAAUCGGUCAUACCGGAUAUGAGGUGUGUCUUUCGUUGCUUGAUCAGCUUAGCACGAUCUCGAGUGCGCUACCGUGGUUGACGGCGAUGGCCGAAGAGAAUGUUGGGUUUCUUCAGCGUACCCUACGCUCUUUCCGGUUCGAUCGUGUCGUGCUGGGACUGGCCGGUGAGAUGUUUCAAUUCUUUAGCAACACCACCAGCGCCACUACCGGGAGUACCGCCAUCGAGGCACAAGCGUUGGAUCGUGCGUACGAUUGGUGGAAGCGGCUCGGUGGUACCACGCGUUCCGGUCGCCGCAGGUAUGGUCCACGGUUCGAUACCGGUUGUCCACCGACCAAUAUGCCACCGCUGACGGUGGAGGAGCUCACCAUUGGCCUGGCCUCACAGGAUGAAGCGGAAGAGCUACGUCUCUUCGGCCGCCUCAAGUGUCAAAAGCAAUCUCAGGAUACGGUCCUCGUUGCAGCAUUAGAACGUAUCGCGAAGAAUGGUCAAACGGACACAAGCGAUCUGUAUCGGUUGCUGCUGAAGCUACUGGACCUCGAUCCCGGUCGCUUUCUCUCGCCGGUACUAAAUAUCCUCGCCAAUCCGGUGGCACCUCGCAAGCCAGGGGAACCGAUUGCGGUGGCGGCAUUACAACGUUUACUAAAUCGCAUCCUACCUGAGGUCACUGACCGCAAGCAGGUGUCGACGGUACAGAAGUUAAUAGGCCAACAGGAAUCCCUGCUGCCACGAGGCUUCCUAGCGCAGGCCAACACCAUCAUGACGUCAACGCUCAGCUGGCGUAUGUCGAAUGUUGCGAAACUGAAUCGUCUUCUCCGCCUCCGCCACGGCGAUGAGGGCCGCUUCGCCCAAUUCACCGCCUCGUAGAACCAUCCAGCACCAUGUAAGUAAUACCGUAAGGAGGGUUAGCCAGCGACAGAAAUAGCCAACGCCAU
Messenger RNA from Anopheles darlingi, 3022 nucleotides. RefSeq names its product glutamyl aminopeptidase-like. Gene Ontology annotation, biological process: proteolysis; peptide catabolic process. The record is from RefSeq and is a predicted model, not a curated record. Gene Ontology annotation, molecular function: peptide binding; metalloaminopeptidase activity; zinc ion binding. Bases 258 to 2954 code for a protein of 898 amino acids. The transcript has a single exon. NCBI's taxonomy places the organism in Eukaryota, Metazoa, Arthropoda, Insecta, Diptera, Culicidae. Gene Ontology annotation, cellular component: cytoplasm.